Messenger RNA from Vicia villosa (hairy vetch), 483 nucleotides. Its product is annotated as protein MAIN-LIKE 1-like. Bases 1 to 483 code for a protein of 160 amino acids. The transcript has a single exon. NCBI's taxonomy places the organism in Eukaryota, Viridiplantae, Streptophyta, Magnoliopsida, Fabales, Fabaceae. The record is from RefSeq and is a predicted model, not a curated record.
AUGGCAUUUGCAGAGAGGUGGCAUCCAGAGACUUCGUCAUUUCAUCUUUCUCACAGUGAGAUUACCAUCACUCUUGACGAUGUAGCAUGCCUCUUGCAUUUACCUAUCAGUGGUACCCUCAUUGGUCACGGUAGGCUGACGAAGAAGGAAGCAAUGGAGAUGCUGAUUGAGGAGCUCGAUGUUGAUCUACAUGACGCGCUUGAAGAGGUGGAGAGGAUUCGCGGGGCACACGUGAGGUUUUCCUUCUUGCACUGGAGAUAUGAUGUCGAGCUUCUUACGACACAUGAGACUGCUGGUGACCCAGUAGAGGUGGAGAUACACAAAGAGCGGGUGUUGAGAUGUUACUUCCUAUACUUGUUAGGCACCCAGCUAUUCGUGGACACAAGCUCGUCGUACAUAGACGUCGUUUACCUGAGGUACUUAUCGGAUAUCACACGUGUCCAUAAGUUAGGGAGCGGCUACACUAGCAUACAACUAUCAUAG